AUGCUGCGCGGCAUAGGGGGCUUCCUGCUGCCCACCGUGGCUGGCCAGGAAAACGAACCCGAUAGCCUUUUUGAAGAGCUCUUCCAGAAGCUGGACCGUCGCGGGGACGGGAUGGUGGACAUUGUCGAACUGCAGAAAGGACUGGAAGCUAUGGGCAUCCCUCCCGGCCAGGACGGGGAGGUGGGCCGCGAGGUAAUUUUUAAAUCUGCUGAUAUUAACAAGCAUAAUCUGCUGGACCUUGGCACAUUUAUGCAGUACCUUAAAGAUAAUGAGAUAAAAAUGAAGUUGACUUUUAAGAGUUUGGACACAAAUAAUGAAAGAGUGAUUGAUACUUCAGAAAUAAUCAGUACUCUCAACUUAAUAGGUAUACAUAUUUCUGAAAAAGAGGCAUUGAAGAUUCUUGAAAGUAUGGACACUGAUGGGUCACUGACAGUGGAUUGGUAUGAAUGGAGGAAGUAUUUUUUAUUUAAACCUGCAAGAAAUAUUGAAGAAAUUGCCCAUUACUGGAGCCAUUUUACUGCUCAGAGCUUAGAAACAAAGAAUGUGAAGAUAAUAAACCAUUUAAUAGAGAUGAUAAAAGAGGGUGGUGUCAUUUCUUUGUGGAGAGGAAAUUGUGUGAAUGUUCUCAAGCUUGCUCCUGAAAUGGCUGUUAAGGUCUGGUCCUAUGAACAGUAUAAGAAGUGUCUUUCUUCUGAAGGAGCCAAAUUAGGAACAACUGAGAAGUUUGCUUCUACUUCUUUGGCUGGUGCCACUGUUCAGUCUUUUAUUUACCCCUUAGAGGUUUUAAAAACUAAUUUGGCUGUAAGUAAAACUGGACAGUAUUCUGGGUUAUUGGAUUGUGUCAGGAAGAUCUGGAAGCUUGAAAAGGUAACAGGUUUUUACAAAGGCUAUAUUCCUAGUCUUCUGACUGUCAUACUGUAUGCAGGCGUAGACACCACUCUCUAUGAGCUUUUGAAGACUCAUUGGCUAAACACUCACGCAGAGGACCCUGGGUUGGUGAUUUUGAUGGGAAGUUGUGCCUUGCCUAACUUUUGUGGUCAGUUUGUCAGCUACCUCCUGAACCUCACAUGGAGGUUCAAGGGAGGGGAAGACAGAGACCGAGACCAACGGCUGGGGCACUGCACGCUCUCGUCAGAGGUGCUGGUCAGAGCAACUCAUUUACCUGCUGCCGCAGGCCCGCUGCGUUUGCCCGGAGAGAUCCUCGACGCCCGAGCACUCUCUCGACGCCGGGGUAGGCGUUCCUCUCCCCAAACUCCCCUCAGCUCCCGGGUCGACCGUAGGCUGGAACGGCCCCGGCCGUCGCGUUUGGCGCCUCAGCUUCCAACUUCCGGGAGGGCCGACUCCAGCGCGGCGCCUGGGCCACGGCCUCCCACGUGGCGGGCCUCCCGAGGCUCCCCUGGCGCCGCCCGAGAGCCACAGGCGCGGGGCCCCUCGCCUCAGGCGGCUCGGAACCGUGGCGGCUCGCGUCCAGCCAUGGCCGCAGCCGCGCUGACCGCACGGACCCGCCGCCCUGCGGGAGCGCGGCGUCGAGAAGGCGGCAGGUGGCGUGGCCGCCGACGGGACGCCCUCGCUGGGACCAGAAGGAGAGGCGGCCUGCGAUCACCGCCGCCGCGGCCCAGCGCCGGCAGGGCCAUGCUGCGCUGGCCGCGGAGCUUCAUGCUGCCCGCGGCGACCUGCCACACCGACGACGACUACUUCCGCUACAAGAUCCUCUUCCAAGACCUGGACCACAACGGGGGCGGGGUGGUGUACAUCGUGGAGCUCCAAGAGGGCCUGAAAAACUGGAGCUCCUCUUUUGGCCUGCACUCAGAGAAAGUGAGUGGCCGGGAGAAUGUGACCCCGCCAGCCCAGAGAGAUGCUAGGCAGAGGGAUAUUUUUAAAGCUUUAGAUGCCAAUGCUGAUUCCGGAUUGGACUUUGAAGAAUUUAUGCCUUAA
This is a messenger RNA of Eubalaena glacialis (North Atlantic right whale), 1935 nucleotides long. Its product is annotated as mitochondrial adenyl nucleotide antiporter SLC25A24-like. Lineage: Eukaryota; Metazoa; Chordata; Mammalia; Artiodactyla; Balaenidae. The transcript has 10 exons. Gene Ontology annotation, biological process: transmembrane transport. Gene Ontology annotation, molecular function: calcium ion binding; ATP transmembrane transporter activity. The record is from RefSeq and is a predicted model, not a curated record. Bases 1 to 1935 code for a protein of 644 amino acids.